AUGAACCUCGACCCCAUAUGGGCCGACUUCUCGGCCGUCGCCCAGCGAUACGGCGCGUUCAGAGAAGACCUUAGACGACAACUGCGGCGUCAUACCAUCGACGUUGUCACGGACAUGACCCGCAAUCCUGGUGCCAGGAAAUCCCCUCGGUCCCCUCCACGCGCAUCGUCCGCUCCCCAAAUGGGACGCUCGAGAGCAUACGCCCUGAACCCGGGACUGCGAAGACGUACGACUGCUCAGGAGUGUUUCAGCGGUAAAUCAAUACAAGAAGAGCCCGAUUCGCUGGACGCCAAUGGAACCCCAUCCUGCUUGGACGGCGUGAGGGUGGCCGGCGCUUCGCUGUGGAAGGCUCUCGCUGGCCGCUCGACGGCGGCUCAGAGCGGAGGAUCCAACGCCGCUGCCGGCACCAGCGGUUCAAUUGGCACGUACCACGCGACCCACCGCGACUCCCUCUUCGCUUCCUCUCGCUUACAUGCAAUUUCCGCUGCGCAGCUGCCCUCCAAGCUCCCCACCAAGCUCCCGGAGAUGUUCACCAUGGGCGCCCCGACGGAUCAGAACGGAGAUCGACCAAGUGCUCGAGACCAUCAAGCUCGCCGAAGAAGAGCUAGCGAGGCAGCCGCAGCUCGCCAAGGCGUUUUUUCCGCGAUCUCGCAGAAGCUUUUGGCAGAAAUAAACGGCACGCUUGCCGCGCUGCAGGCCCCGAGUGAUAUGAAAACACCGGCCGACCAGCUCAGGAUCACUCAGGCGAACCAUCGAGUGGUGUCGUCGGUGGAGAGCUGGCAGGCCGUGACCGCUGCGCUCGACAGGUAUGCGAGGUGCGCAAAGUGA
Messenger RNA from Epithele typhae, 828 nucleotides. RefSeq lists its product as uncharacterized. The transcript has 4 exons. NCBI's taxonomy places the organism in Eukaryota, Fungi, Basidiomycota, Agaricomycetes, Polyporales, Epitheliaceae. The coding region runs from base 1 to 828 and encodes 275 amino acids. The record is from RefSeq and is a predicted model, not a curated record.